AUGGCUGAGCAAUUAGUUCAAAUUAUUCAAAAUUUAAUUGGUGAUAUUGACCAAACCGUCCAAAAGCAAGCUGAAGCAGCUUUGAUUACCUUGAGUGAACAAGAUCCUAACACUUUCAGCAUCAAUCUCCUUUAAAUUGCUAUCCAACAUACUCAAGAUAAUAUUAGAAUCUUUGCUAUCAGUCACUUAAGAAAGAGAAUUAGUAAGUUCUCUGAAAAAUCUUUCUCUCUUAUUUGGGAUAAGCUUGCUCCUUAAAACUAAAAUACAAUUAAGACAGCUUUAUUCGAAAUGUUAACUAAUGAAAAGAAUAAUACUGUCCGUGGCUUGAUUUGUGAUUGUAUUGGUGAAUUGGGUGGUUCUUUACUCGAAGAUAAGGAUGCUGGUAACCAAUGGCCUGAAUUGAUCAGCAUCGUCUGGUCUCUUUUCAUGAAGGAAAGCGUUGAAUUAUUGGAAUCUGGUUUCAAGAUUCUUACUAACUUACUUACAUAUGCUCCUGACUCUUUCGAUGGUCACAAGUAAGAAUUAGCCACUCUCUUCCAAAAUGGUGUCAAAAACGUUAACGCUAAGAUUCAAGUUGCUUGUAUCUAAUCUAUUGGUGCUUACAUUUCUAUGCUCGACCCCAAAUAAGCUAAGUUAUUCCAACCUUUAGUUCCUCUUAUGCUCGAAAGUUUCUAUACUCAAAUCAAGUAAAGCCCUGAUGAUGCUGAAGAAAUUUUGAUUGUCUUCACUGAUAUUGCUGAAACUGAACCUAAAUUCUUCAAGGAACACUUCGAAUACCUCUUCUCCACCAUCUGGAAAGUCAAUAUGGAACACGAAGAUGUCGAAACAGAUGUUAAGCACAUGGGUACUGAAACUAUUAUCUCUUUGAUUCAACGUCUCCCCUAAAUUGUAAGAAAGAACCCUGCCUAUAUUAGCAGACUUAUUGAAAUGAUCUUCAAGCACAUGAUCGAAAUUGAUGAAGAAAUUACUGAUGAAUGGAAAAAGCCUGCUGAAGGUUUCAAUGAAGAUAUCGAAGAAGAUGCUGAUUUCGAAACUACUCGUUUUGGUAUGAAUGCUAUUGAUAGAAUCAUUGACUCAGUUGGUGACGCUGAAACUCUUCCUAUCCUCUCUGCUACUGUUGAAAAGCUUCUUUAACACAACGACUGGAGAUACAAUUUCUCUGCUAUCAUGGCUCUUUCAUAGGUCGGUGAAUACAUCGAUGAUGUUGCUACUGUUCAACCUAUUGUUGACACUGUUCUUAAAUUCUUGAACAAUGAAAAUCCCAUGCUCAGAUAUGCUGUCUUCCACGCUAUUGGUCAAAUUUCUGAUGACAUGAAACCCGACUUCUAAGUUAAAUACAAGGAUAACAUUAUGCCCAUUCUUUUGAAAUACUUAGAUGACCCUGUUCCCAGAGUCGUUUCUCAUGCUGCUGCUGCUUUAACUAACUUCGUUGAAGGUUUCUCUGAUGAUGAUAUUACUCCCUACUUGUAAUAAACUUUACAAAAACUCUUCACUUUAGUUAACACUGGAUGCUCUAUUGUCAAGGAAAAUUGUAUGACUGCCAUCGCUUCUACAGCUGAAUCUGCCAAGGCUAAAUUCCACGACUACUUCAAUGAAUGCAUUCCUAUCCUCUUCAACGUCUUUGAAACCUACACUAGCAAAGAAUACAAGCAAUUGAGAGGUUAAACCAUUGAAUGUAUCACUUUGAUUGCUCAUUCCAUCAACAAGGAAGUUUUCUUACCCCACUUAUAGAAAAUCACCUAAAUCAUUGUCACUGUCCAAAACUCCAACUUAGACAACUAAGAUCCUCAAAAGAGCUACGUUCUUUCUGGAUGGUAACGUCUCUGCCUCAACUACUCUAACGAAUUGGUUCCUUACUUACCCGAAAUCGUCCCCGGUGUCUUCAGAUUAGUUGAAUAAAUCACUAAGAAAGACGGUGAAGAUGGUUAUGAUGUUGAUGAAGCUGAAAUUGCUCUUGCUAUGUUAGAAGUUUUCAUCGAUUAAUUCAACAAAAACUUCGCUCCUUACGUUGAAAGCACCACUAGACUCAUUUCUCCUCUUUUGGACUUCAAGUAUGCUGAAUCCAUCAGAGAAUCAGCUUCUAAGUGUGUCCCUGGUCUCGUUAAGUGUGCUGGAGAUAACCACGAAAUCUAAAAGAACAUGGUCAGAUACUUCCUCUAACUCUUACUCGAUGCCACAAGCACCGAAUUCGAUUCCACCAUCAUGAUUACCCAAAUCAGUGCUAUCAGAGACUGUAUUGACUCUGCUGGUAAGUUCAUGACCCAAGAAGAACUCCAAAGUCUCUCCAACAAGGUUAUCAAGCUUCUUCUCGAUUCUGAUAAGAGAAAGGCUGAAAAUGAAAAGUGGAAGAAUGACGAAGAAGUCGAAGAAGAUGAAAAGGAAAUUCUUGAAGAUGAUCUUGAAAUGGAAGAAGAAUUAUAAGUCGCUAUUGCUGAAUUAAUCGGAAUACUCUUCAAGACCCACAAAGAACAAACUCUUCAACUUGCUGAUCUCAUUUACACCCAAGUCCUCCCCAAGGUUUUGGAUCCUACUGUUUCUGACAGAAUGCACAAGUUUGGUCUCUUCUUGAUUGACGAUAUGGUUGAAUUCCUUGGAUUCGAACUUAUGUCAGUUAGAUGGAAUGAAUUAGCCACUGCUUUGAAGAUGUUCGCCCAAGACAAGUCUUGCCAAGUCAGAUAAGCUGCCGUUUACGGUAUUGGUAUAUUUGCUUAAAACACUCCUAAUGCCUCUUUCACUCCUUACGCUUAAGACCUUAUCUCAACUUUGAUCCAAUCUUCUAACAUCCCUCAAGGAGAAGAAAAGGAAAAGCAAUACGGUCAUGCUCGUGACAAUGCCAUCGCCUCUAUUGGUAAAAUCAUCAAGUCUUAAAGCAUUGUUGCUCCUGAAGUCAUUACCUACUGGAUUUCUAACCUUCCUCUUAAAUAUGACAAGCCCGAAGCACAUAUCCAACAUUAAUUAUUAGCAGAAAUCUGUAUCUCUAGACCUGAUCUCCUCUCCACUGAUCUUAUCACUAAGACUAUUCAAAUUUUCGGUUAAAUCUUAGAAACCAAGUAUUUAGAUCAACAAAAGGGAGCUCCUCUUGUCUCUCAAGCCCUCAAAGUUUUGGCCCAAAAUCCUCACGUCACUGCCGAAUACAACAAAAUUAUCUCUGUAUUGACUGAAUAACAAUAAGAAAAACUUAAAAAGGCCUUCUAAGCUUGA
Molecule: messenger RNA, 3201 nt
Organism: Tetrahymena thermophila SB210
Lineage: Eukaryota; Ciliophora; Oligohymenophorea; Hymenostomatida; Tetrahymenidae
Product: importin protein
Exons: 3
Biological process (GO): protein import into nucleus
Cellular component (GO): nucleus; cytoplasm
Molecular function (GO): small GTPase binding; nuclear import signal receptor activity
Source: RefSeq, a predicted model, not a curated record